Fusarium keratoplasticum is the source of this 1047-nucleotide messenger RNA. RefSeq lists its product as uncharacterized. The transcript is spliced from 4 exons. The record is from RefSeq and is a predicted model, not a curated record. Lineage: Eukaryota; Fungi; Ascomycota; Sordariomycetes; Hypocreales; Nectriaceae. The coding region runs from base 1 to 1047 and encodes 348 amino acids.
AUGACCGGUUUUCUUAUUCCCCCGUGGUACAAGAAUGAGGUGCCGGGGGAGACAGAGAUGAACAUCGCCAGUGUCAUCUUCGGGUUCAGCUUGGGUUCAGCCGUCUUCACAGCCUCACUCGCCUUCAAACAGUCUCUGGGAGCAUAUAGGAGACAGAGACUGUUCAGUGCUUACAUUAUCAUGUGUUGGCUGGAAUGGAUUGGAUGUAAUUGUAUGGGUCUUGUCACCUACAUGUGGCUCAAGGGUGUCGUCCCGCCAAGUUUCUGGGUCUUUUUCUUCAUCAUCGUCUUCUGGAGCAUGCAGAUCCAGUUCAUUUUACAGAUCAUCAUCAACCGAAUAGCCCUCCUGCUUCCCAGCAAGUCAGGCGUCAACAAAAUCAAGUGGGGAGUCGCCAUCAUCGUCAGCCUUAUCAACCUGAGCGGUUUCUGCAUUUGGAUCCCGGCACGUCUACAGAUCUCUCACCUGUACGAAGAAAUCAACAUCAUCUGGGACCGAACUGAAAAGGCCGUUUUCUUGAUUGUCGAUCUUGGCCUCAACCUUUACUUUAUCUAUCUUGUUCGCUCGAGACUCAUUGCUGGUGGUUUGACAAAGUAUUGGCAACUCUUUCACUUCAACGUUGCCAUGGUUUUUGUGUCGGUGACACUGGACUGUGUCUUGAUGGGAGCCACGUUCCUCCCGAGUCCGGUCGUUUAUGUCCAGUUCCAUCAACUCACCUAUCUCCUCAAGCUCUACAUCGAGAUGAACGUUGCCUCCCUCCUUGGCCACAUUGUUAAGGGCGCAAGAGACCGCGAUGGCACAAGGGCUGCGGAUGGCCGAUAUGCACACAAGCCUCAUGAUGAAAUCACUAAUGUGAGGGUGGCCACGUUGAUCACGUCGAACCGAACAGGUCAUGUCCGCCUUAAUGAUGAUUCAGUUGGAGGAGAGACAUACAAGAGUGAUGCUCAAUGGGGUGGUAUUCGCAAGCAGGUGGAGACUGAGAUUGUCUAUACCAAUCCCGAGGAUCACGAUCUUAGUGAAGCAAGCUCUGAGACAAGGGUGCUUAAAUAG